Exophiala aquamarina CBS 119918 is the source of this 1692-nucleotide messenger RNA. RefSeq lists its product as uncharacterized. Lineage: Eukaryota; Fungi; Ascomycota; Eurotiomycetes; Chaetothyriales; Herpotrichiellaceae. The record is from RefSeq and is a predicted model, not a curated record. The transcript is spliced from 3 exons. Bases 1 to 1692 code for a protein of 563 amino acids. Gene Ontology annotation, molecular function: transmembrane transporter activity. Gene Ontology annotation, biological process: transmembrane transport.
AUGUCUUCUACAGCCUCUGUGGAUGAUGCCAAACAAGCGACCACUGCUGGAGAGGCACAGUCGCGUGAUCCAGUCAACGAAUAUGAAGACGCUGAAAAGAAUUUCAAGCCCAAGUCAAUCAAAUUCUGGUCCAUCAUGACUGGCAUGUAUCUGUCCUUUUUCCUGGUUGGGUUGGACCGAAUGAUCAUCGCAGCCGCCGUCCCACGCAUCACCGAUGAGUUUGACUCCCUAGAUGACAUUGGCUGGUACGGCAGUGCCUACAUGUUGACCGCGGCCUGUUUUAUGCCAAUAUCUGGCCGGGUGUAUCAGCUGUACUCGACAAAAUGGACUUUCCUCUUUUCAAUUCUGGUGUUCGAGGUUGGCUCGACACUGUGCGGUGCGGCACCCAACUCGAUCGCUUUCAUUAUUGGGCGUGCGAUCGCCGGUCUAGGAUCGGCAGGAGUCUUUUCAGGAGGAACAAUGAUCACUCUUCCGCUUAUUCCUCUCCGUAAGCGUCCCGUCGCCAGCUCAAUGUUUGGUUUGGCAUUUGGAGCUUCGUCUGUCCUAGGCCCACUCCUUGGUGGUCUUUUCACCGAUCAUGUGACCUGGAGGUGGUGUUUCUACCUGAACCUUCCAAUCGGUGGCUUCACAGUACUUGUUAUCAUCCUCUUCCUCCAUGUCGAGUCACCGAAAAGGGACAAACUAAGCUUCCUCGCUCAGAUCAAGCGACUUGAUCCGAUUGGAAUAUUCUUCUUCGUUCCAGCUAUAAUAUCGCUAAUUCUAGCUCUGCAGUGGGGAGGAACUACAUAUACAUGGUCGAACCCGAAGGUGAUAGGCCUCCUCGUCACCUUCGCCGUCCUUUUCAUCUGUUUCAUCGUCGUUGAGGUCCUGACACCACAGACCGCCAUGGCACCGACCCGAGUCAUUCUGAACCGGUCGAUUGCCGGUAGCAUGUUCUUCAUGUUCCUCAUCUCUGGAGGCAUGAUGUCUACAAUUUAUUACCUCACAAUCUGGUUCCAAGCAGCGAAGAAUACCUCGGCGAUACGUUCCGGCAUCAACACUCUACCACUAAUCCUGUCAUUCAUCAUCAUGGGCAUCCUCGCAGCCGUCCUGACCCAGAAGAUCGGUUAUUACGUUCCAUCGAUGCUGAUGUCAGUGGUCCUCUGCUCCGUCGCGGCAGGUCUCCUCUCCACACUUUCCCCCUCUUCAGGCCAAAGCACCUGGAUCGGCUAUCAGAUCCUAUACGGUUUUGGUAUCGGCUUUGGAUUCCAGACAUCGAUGCUACCGCCGCAAAACGUCUUGCCCCGUGUGGAUGUGCCUCUCGGCCUGGCGCUUAUGUUCUUCAUGCAGCAGCUCGGGGGCUCUGUCUUCCUUUCCGUCAGUCAGAACAUCUUUUCAAGCAGACUAGUCCACAACUUAUCAGGCCUUGCAGGCCUCGAUGCCCAAACGAUUGUUAACACGGGUGCCACUGCGCUACAUACGAUGGUCCCAGAAGAUGAACUCUCCACUGUCCUUACUGCGUACAACGACGCCUUGACCCGCGUCUUUAUCCUAGCUGCCGGUCUGAGCGCAUUUAUGCUCCUGGGUGCCUUGGCUGUGGAGUGGACGAGGAUGGGUGGCGAGAAGCAGAGUGAGAAGGACGGAGAGCAUAAGGCACCAGAAGGAGAUGUCGACAGUAAGGAAGUCCAAGGGGAAAGGCCAUUGGAAGCGUGA